Messenger RNA from Conger conger (European conger), 2732 nucleotides. It is a transcript of the gene cebpg, whose product is annotated as CCAAT enhancer binding protein gamma. Gene Ontology annotation, molecular function: DNA-binding transcription factor activity, RNA polymerase II-specific; RNA polymerase II cis-regulatory region sequence-specific DNA binding. Gene Ontology annotation, biological process: regulation of transcription by RNA polymerase II; DNA-templated transcription. The transcript is spliced from 2 exons. The record is from RefSeq and is a predicted model, not a curated record. Lineage: Eukaryota; Metazoa; Chordata; Actinopteri; Anguilliformes; Congridae. The coding region runs from base 301 to 786 and encodes 161 amino acids.
UCCAAUAGCUGGUAGACUUCCUUACAUGGCGAGAAAGAUUUCGCAAUACUUCGAACAGCUCCAGUCCUAAACAAAAACAGAAAGAUUCGUUUUAGUGAAAAAGGAAAUAAUUACACUUUCUCUUGCUUCGAUGGACCAGACUGAAAGCUACUGUUAUUAAAGCACGGUGCUUUGCAUUCAAAGAGAGUUGAGCGCAGCCCAGAUCUCCCCUCCGCUCCAGCCCAUCAUCUUCUCCUCUAAGCCCUUUUCACUGCGGGACACCGGCAGAAGAACGCGUGAAGUGGCAGGCACCCGGUCCAAAUGAGCAAGCCGUCGCAGCAGAGACCCAACACAGACCAGAACGGCGUGAGCGUGAGCGUGAUCCAGACCCAGGCGCAGAGCAGCGGCGUACAGCAGGUGCCCCAGCUGGUGCCAGUCAGCCCAGGCGGAGGAGGAGGAGGAGGAGGAGGAGGCAAGGCCGUGCCCCCCAGCAAGAUGAAGAAGACCCACGCCGACAAGGACACGGAGGAGUACCGGCAGCGGCGCGAACGCAACAACCUGGCGGUGAAGAAGAGCCGCAUGCGCAGCAAGCAGAAGGCCCAGGACACCCAGCAGCGCGUCAACGAGCUGAAGGAGGAGAACGAGCGGCUCGAGGCCAAGAUCAAACUGCUCAGCAAGGAGCUGAGCGUCCUGAAGGACCUGUUCCUGGAGCACGCCCACAACCUGGCCGACAACGUGCAGCCGCAGGGCCCCGAGGCCCCCGCCGCCGGCCAGAACAACAACAAUAACAACAACAAGCGUCCGUGAAGGCCCCGCGCCCCUCUGCACCGUGCGUUCGCUGUCCUCUAAACCGUUUCGGGAGUUCUCCUCUUGACCGGAGCAGCACUGCUUACAAAGCUCUAUUCUACACCAUUUAUUUUGUGGUCGAUUUUUGGACGGGCAGUUUUGUUCUCAUGAGAUUUUGACGAGGCUUUUCAGGUUGGGAUAUUACACUUUUACACUUGCGUUUAGAUGUUGCAUAAGAGAUAUCAUGACCCAAUUUUUUUUGUUAGUACUACCAUAGUUUUCUGUCACAGUAGGGUUAGAUGGGUGUACAAUUACCAGCAGUAAUUUAUUUCCCUCAAAAAAGCCAUUGUUUUCUAAAAGACAAAUUCCACAUUUAACUCUAUUACAUGUAUGAUAGUCACAAGCUGGCAAGUCCCUGUGUAGUGAUUUUUCUCCCCUCCAUAUAAGUGACACUGAAUUGUACCACACUGUUUAUUUCUUUAUAUUCAUAGGGGAAAUACAUGAAAACAACACUGAGAUGCAAUCUGACGCUGUUAGUCUUUUUACAUAAAGUGUAAAAAAUGGCAACCCCCUUUUUCUAAUUAACAUUAACACAGAAAAUGCAAUAUGUCGACAACACAGGGACUUAAGUCUGUCUAGAUUCUUUGGGCAAAGUAAUUUGAACGAUCUAAGGACUGUAUAAACAUCGAUUUAGGCUGCAUAUUUUCAUGCUUAAAAAAAAGAUAAAAAUCCUCCUUAAAUGGCGUGAGUAAAGUAUAUUUUGUAAAUCUGUAUUUGUCCAAAUGAAAUGUUUGCUGGUGAUGUAUGUUUGGGGCUCUUUAGGACAUUUUGGAACAGGAUUCAUGAAUUCUCAGAGAGAAUUUCUUAGUGAGUCUUUGAACAUGUCAGUGUGAGUCAAUUCACAUUAAUUCAGAUUUAAUGUUGAUCUACAGAACUUAAAUCAUAUAGAUAAGUUUUGUAAGCCACCAUUAAAUCUCUACGAGAUGUUGAUCUGUAAAUAUUAUACACACACUGCAGCACGGCAGUGUUUGACUGCCAGAAAAGCACACGCCCAAGGCUGAUGCACAGGACUGAGAUCCAGACCUCCUCUUUGCCAUUACUUGCAGCUGUUGAAUCAGUUAAGCCUUUAAACCAUGCUAAUUUAGAAGGAAAGUGAUAUAUAGCUCUAUUUUCUUGUCUGGGCAGUGGUGGAGUAAUUGACUUAACUAAAUUAGUCGGGCAGAGUUGGACAUGUUUGGCCCAAUUGUGGAAGAUGUCAUAAGGUGUUUCAGCAUGUGCAGACAGUGGUUUUCAGAGUGGUUGGUCAUAGGGCUUGAUGGAUUGUUCCUACUUUUAUUUUAGAAUUACCUUCAACAUCAGUUGCAAUUCCAUAUCGAAUAAAGAUCAUUCUUGUUGAAAAUUGAUUUAUGGUAGAGAAAGGCUAAAUAGUAGCUCUUGAAUCUUAUUGAAUACACUUGAGUACCUCAGGAUGAACGAUAGAUCCAUGCCAAACAGGGCUUUUUGAGAACCCAUUGAAGAUGUCUAGUGUACUAUUUCGCAAAUUUUUUCUAUUUUUAAUUUUUCUAUGACCUUAACUGAAACCGGCAUGAUGAUAAACCAAGUUGCAUGUUAAAUACUGUCCAACUACAUUAUUUGCACUUCCUGAAACAAAAGUGGAAAAUGUUCCAAUCGAUUAGACAUUCAGUUAAAUGUGCUGAGCAGUCUUUAUGCGCUGUUGAACAGAGAAUAAACUAAAGGCAUGAAUACACAUGUAUUGAAUAAAUACAAAAUUCAAAUUGGGAUAAAACAUUUUAUAUAGGAAAUGACUUGGAGUCAAUAUUUCGUUUGAGGAUUUGAUUGACAAUUUGUUAAAGUACGAAUGUUGCUGGGCAGCAUUUGUCUGUAAGUUGUGACUUGCUUUUUUACUAGAAAAUAAAUGGUAAGGUGCAUUGUAAUUUAAACUCAAAUAAAAAGUUUUUUGCUCAAUA